AUGUUCCUGACUGAAGCGCCGACGGAAACUGCAGUCCUUGGCCAGCUGGACAGUAGCAGUAUUGGGGGGAGUGGCAUUGGCAUACCGCCUCCCGAUAAACCGCCCACACCACCCCUCACCCUGCGACCGUCGACGCCAUCAAUAACGCAUUUUGUAAAUGACUCCUUCAUCAUCUUCUGCCAGACAGUACAAAAGGAUAUCGACACCAAGUGGCGUGAUCCCCGCGGACAGACCCGUGAGAAUACCAAGGGACGAGUCCACAUCGAGAAGAAGACGACGGGACUUCUGGCUUUAGUUUUCGAGCACAUCUCAUUGGAGGACAGGGGAAACUGGACUUGCGAGGUGAACGGGAACCGAAAUGGGAAUAGGAAUGUGAAUGUUGAACGUGAAUUUUUGGCCUCCUUCGAGCUGCUUGUAAAUCAGAAAAUCUCAUUUGGCAAGACGGAGCAAGUGCAGUCGGUGCGCGAGGGACGCGAUGCGCUGGUCAAUUGCUUUGUGGAGGGAAUGCCCCCGCCGGAGGUCUCCUGGCUGUACAAUGGAGAAUAUAUAAGCACUGUAAACUCUUCGAAGCACAAUCGCCUGUCCAACGGUCUGUACAUCAGGAAUGUAAGCCAGGCGGAUGCCGGGGAGUAUACUUGUCGGGCCAUGCGUAUAACACCGACUUUUUCGGAUUCCGAUCAAAUAACGAUAUUGCUAAGGAUACAACAUAAGCCCCAUUGGUUCUUCAACGAGACCCUGCCCGUUCAGUAUGCCUAUGUGGGCGGAGCUGUAAACCUGAGCUGCGAUGCUAUGGGAGAGCCGCCACCAUCUUUUACUUGGCUGCACAAUGGCAAGGGCAUUGUAGGUUUUAAUCAUCGCAUAUUCGUGGCCGACUAUGGUGCCACGUUGCAGUUGCAUGUAAAGAAUGUCUCGCAGUUCGGAGACUAUAAGUGCAAGGUGGCCAAUCCGUUGGGAAUGCUCGAAAGGGUCAUCAAACUAAGAACGGGAGCCAAACCAUGGGGUCCCACGCGAUUCCAGCUAAAAAAGCUCUAUACAGAUGGCUUCGAACUGGAUAUACGAACGCCAAGAAUGACCAAUGUCUCGGAUGAGAUGCAGAUCUAUGGUUACAGGGUGGCCUACAUGAGCGACAUCGAGUUCAAGUUCAGUGCUGGCAAUUGGAGCUAUGCCAAGCAGAGGGACUUCUCCUUUCAUAGGGGUCAGCGCUUCAUUAUCCCGCACUUGGAGUCGAACACCACGUACUUGAUGAGGGCGGCCAGUCGAAAUCUUGCCGGACUAAGUGACUGGAGUGCCGUGAAGGUGUUUACCACAGCAGCUGGUUGCAGCUGGAAUCCGUCGCUAUAUCCAAUAUACGCAAUCAUCCUUGCUUUGAUCUUUACAUAGACAAAUACCAAAAAUAUAGAAAGACCCCAAAAAUCCCCAAAAACUCGUUAUUGUUGCUGCUGAGUUUUCUAUUUUCUUGUAUCUUCUGUGAUAGAACUUUGUGUGUGCAAUUCACUUAAACCUAAUCCAAGUAUGUUUAGAGAAAAAAGGAAAUUAUUAAACGAAAUGCUUUUUGCUAUAUAUAGAGACGAUAUUUGUUCCAGCCUAUUGCCAAUUUUUGCUGCCAAUUUUCAUUCAUCAAACGCAUUUUUUGUACGUUUUUUAUGAGAACAAAAAGAAACCUAUUAACGAACGAUUUUGAAAAGAGAAAGAGUGGAAUCCUUACGAUACAUACAAUACAUAUGCAUUGUCAACUCUACCUUAUAGUUAAAUAUGAAAUGCCCAACUCUACAUAAAUGUUGUUCAAGCUAAAAAAAAAAAAGAAAAACGAUUUACAAGUAAACACACAAAAAAAAACAAACAAACCGAAAACUUUGAUGAAUUUUACAAAAACCACAAAUGGAAGUCCAAAUUAUUGAUUAUAAAUUGAAAUGAAAGCAAAGUAAAUCAAUAAUAGAGAAUGGAUUGAAUUAGCUUAAUUGAAGUGUAAAACGAAAAAAGGAAAAACGAAAACCAGAAACGAGAAACAAACCCCUAAAAUGAAAUGUUUAGCUGGUAAGCAGUGCGUAUGAGUAAUAUGAAAAUAAAUUCAACUGAAUGUGUAUAAAAAGCGA
Drosophila eugracilis is the source of this 2093-nucleotide messenger RNA. Its product is annotated as neural cell adhesion molecule 2. Gene Ontology annotation, cellular component: neuron projection. The coding region runs from base 1 to 1380 and encodes 459 amino acids. The transcript is spliced from 7 exons. The record is from RefSeq and is a predicted model, not a curated record. Gene Ontology annotation, molecular function: protein binding. NCBI's taxonomy places the organism in Eukaryota, Metazoa, Arthropoda, Insecta, Diptera, Drosophilidae.